AUGUCAGAACACAAGGUGGAGGCAGUUAAGGAAUGGCCGGUCCCUGAGAAUAUCAAGGCAGUACAGGCAUUCCUCGGAUUUGCAAACUUCUGUCGCCGCUUCAUUGAAGGCUUUAGCAAAGUUUGCAAACCAUUAACUUAUCUCUUGCAGAAAGACAAGAAAUGGUAUUGGACGUCAGUACAUGAGCAAGCUUUUGAAGAACUCAAGAGGCUGUUCACAAGCGCUCCAAUCCUUCUUCAUUUUGACACUAGUAGAAGAACGGUGGUUGAAACGGAUGCCAGUGAUUUCGCCAAAGGGGCAGUGCUCUCUCAGUAUGGGGAUGAUGGAAAGCUACACCCGGUGGGUUUCUAUUCUAAGAAGUUCUCCCCUGCUGAGAUCAACUAUGACAUUCAUGAUAAGGAAAUGGGAGCUAUUGUAGCCUCUUUCCGGGAAUGGGAACACAUGCUCAAAUCUUGCGAGCAGGAGAUCACGGUUUUUACAGAUCACAAGAACUUGCAGUACUUUAAUUCUACCAAGGUUCUUACUAGGCAGCAAGCUAGAUGGUCUGAGGACCUCGUAGGCUACAAUUUUAAAGUUGUCUACAGACCGGGAGAAAAGAAUAGCAAGACUAAUGUGCUAUCUAGGCGUUGGGAUCACCGCCUUGGAGAGGGAGGUGAAACUCUGCAGCUGGAGCCAAAGAUCUUUUUUAGGCCAGGCCAAUUGGGUUUGGAUCCUGCAAAGCUAGCGGCUGUCAGGGUGAAUCAAUUGCAGAAUACAUUCUUAGAGCGCCUAUAUACGGCUGCUAAAGAGGAUAGUUUCUGGCAGGAACUGCACCGCUCCCUGGUUGAAAGGGAACCAAAUUUGGACCAGAACUUGUCGGUCAAGAACAGUCUCAUCUUCUACAAGAAUAGAUGGUAUAUGUAA
Messenger RNA from Morchella sextelata, 903 nucleotides. RefSeq lists its product as uncharacterized. The transcript has a single exon. NCBI's taxonomy places the organism in Eukaryota, Fungi, Ascomycota, Pezizomycetes, Pezizales, Morchellaceae. The coding region runs from base 1 to 903 and encodes 300 amino acids. The record is from RefSeq and is a predicted model, not a curated record.